AUGGUGAUCCUUUGUGUGAUCCCUGCCACAUCGGACUUCGGAAAUGCUGAGGUGGUGAAGUUGGCACGCAAGUAUGAUCCAGAUGGCAUCCGGACAUUGGGCGUUGUCACCAAGUGCGACGAUGCAGCGAAUGCCGAAGCAUCAGACAUUGUGGAGAAGGUCUUGAUGGAAAGGAAUUCGGAUGUCCGUCUUCAGCUUGGAUUCCACUGCGUGGUAAAUCGCUCGCAGAAGAACAUAGAGGCUGGCAUGAGCAGAGAGGAUCUUUGGGACAAGGAAAAGAAGGUCUUCACUACCAGUGAUCUCUUGAAGAGGAUUCCAAAGCACCUCUGGGGCACGCCCAGGCUCAUGGAAAAAAUAGCAAAGGUCCAAGAGUCCAGAGUGGAUGAGUGUCUACCCAAGAUCAAGAGUGAAGUGCGCCACACGCUCUUGGAGUUAGAGCAGAAAUUGCGCGAACUCCCGAUCCAGCCUGAAAGCGAGGUCGAGCAAUUUCGCCUCUUCAAUGACACAAUUUCAAAGAUCAGGGAGGAUUUGUCACGGCGUAUUCGUGGGGAGUUCAUGAGCGCCGAGAGUGCAGACAGAAACCUCACCAUUGCUCCAAAGGUUGCUUCCAUGGUUCAGGAGUUCCGGCAGGACCUGCUCUCAAAAAAUCCGGAAUGGUUAGGGGAGGACAUGAUCGAUGAGGUGGAUGACACAGUGAAAACUUUUGUCACAGGUCACACCGUGGACAACUUGACUGGGCCCCAAGUGUUUAUCAACUUCAUCAAACAAGUCUUUAUCAAAGAGGGGUUGUUGGAAAAAAGCGUGAACGGCCUUGUUGCAGAUGUGGGUGAGCAUCUGCGAAUGGUAGUGCAGCACGUCAUUCAAGAGCAUGCGAACAUGAGUGGCGCCCUUUGCAACCGUCUGGAGGCAAAGGCAGAGGACCACAUUGAUCAACUUACCGCCAAGGCUAGGUACUUCUGCAAGGCAAUUUCUGAGUGUCAGGAGGUGACAUUUACCACAGAUGGUGAAUACACGGAAAACUUGAAUGAGUUCCGCAAAAGUAUUUGGCUAAACAACGACCCCAAAAAGUAUUUGGCCGCAAAUUUUGGAGCAGAGGGGCAACUGCCCUCCGAGUUCUUGGAGCUAUUGAAGCAAGCGAAGGAAGAGCCACGGAAGUUGGCAACCUUGGAAAUCUGUGCUUCUUUGCAUGUGUACACCAAGCAGAUGAUAAAGAACUUUGUGGAAACGUCGGCCAAACUCGUGAAAUUCAACAUGUUGGACAAGUUGGCAAAGAAGCUGGAAGAGUCCUGGAGAGAGGACCAAAUGAGCAGCUUGCGUGAGCUGUUCCCAAAGGAUGAUGCUAUAUUGAAGCGCCAGCAAGAUCUCAAAGAAAAGAUCGAGACUUUGUACGAGUUCAAGGCGCAGAGAUGCAGAAGGCUGAGGCUAGGGCCGGCUAGGGCAAAUGCCAGAAAACCCUUUCAGUGGGACUUUUCAGAACAGCUGACCAGCGAGAGCUUCAGCGUGGAUGGUAAAACCAUUUUGAGCGAGAAGUUCACCCGAAUGAAUGUGCCAGAUCUUCAGGUGAGGAUUAAUGCCCAAAAAUUGGCCGGCCACAGCCGCUUCAUUUCCAUUUCCCUUUUUGCACCUAAAGGGUGGAAGCUCAAAUGGAAGACGGUCAUUGGAGGUGUGGAGAGGCAGUCGGAGCAUGACGCUUCUUGUGCGCCAGCCAAGCGAGAACGACUCUUGGGAGAACGUGAUCUCGAGAAAAGCGAGUUCAUCUCAGACAGGCCCAUGUGGGAAAGCAGGAUCGAGGAGUCAUUGGACGGGGUGGGGCAGCGUAGUGAUAUUCUGUGGACUGGAGCCAAGCUUCGUUCUAUUGUCGGCCCUACGUUUUGCUUAGCCACGCCCUAUGCCGUCGCCAGGUUGUCUGAUGACCAGGCCAUCUUCAGCAGAGCUGAUGAACUGCGCUCAGAGUUGUUGAGGCUUGAAAGGGACUUGCACAGAUGA
Messenger RNA from Durusdinium trenchii, 1986 nucleotides. NCBI's taxonomy places the organism in Eukaryota, Dinophyceae, Suessiales, Symbiodiniaceae. The record is from the annotation of a GenBank genome assembly.